GUUCGUUUGUACAUAAGAUAAUAAAUCAUUAUUAUAAUCUAUAACUUGUGAUAUUGUUUUUUCUUUAGAACUGCAAAAUAUAUUAAACUUGUGUUAUUAUUGAAGGGGGAUCAAGUUUGUUGACUUGGCACUAAAAGGUAGGCCAAUGGAAGGUGGUGGGUGAGUUGGUGAAGUCUCGAUUUAUAAAUACUCCAUUCCAUCUCUUCAAACUUCCACACCCCUUCCCUCAUUCAAUCUCUCUUUCCUCUCACACACACAAACACACCAAUCACAAUGUCUCCGGCAUCUGCCCAAGUAAUCUGUGUCACCGGCGCCGGCGGAUUCAUCGCCUCAUGGAUGGUCAAAUUGCUCUUGGAGAAAGGUUAUAUUGUCAGAGGAACUGUUAGGAAUCCAGAUGAUGCGAAGAAUAAUCAUUUGAGAGAGCUUGAAGGAGCGAAGGAGAGAUUAACUUUAUUUAAAGCUGAUCUUCUCGAUUUUGAAAGCUUGCGUGAAGCCAUUAAUGGCUGUGAUGGUGUUUUCCACACUGCUUCUCCCGUCACCGAUGAUCCUGAACAAAUGGUGGAGCCGGCGGUUAUUGGAACAAGGAAUAUAAUAGUGGCGGCGGCUGAAGCUAAAGUCCGGCGAGUGGUGUUCACGUCGUCGAUCGGAGCAGUGUACAUGGAUCCUAAUCGGAGUCCUGAUGAUAUUGUUGAUGAAAGCUGCUGGAGUGAUCUCGAAUUCUGCAAAAACACCAAGAACUGGUAUUGCUAUGGAAAGGCGGUAGCAGAGCAGGCAGCAUGGGACGAAGCUAAGGCUCGAGGUGUUGACUUAGUAGCAUUGAACCCAGUGUUGGUAUUGGGACCACUAUUGCAACCCACAGUCAACGCCAGUAUUAUUCAUAUCCUAAAGUACCUCACUGGUUCUGCAAAGACAUAUGCUAAUUCAGUACAAGCAUAUGUACAUGUACGAGAUGUCGCGUUGGCUCACAUUUUACUCUUUGAGACCCCCUCGGCUAAUGGUCGAUAUCUAUGUGCUGAAAGUGUUCUUCAUCGUGGUGAAGUUGUCGAAAUUUUGGCCAAGUUUUUCCCGGAAUACCCCAUUCCCACUAAAUGUUCUGAUGAGAUAAAGCCAAGGGCAAAACCAUACAAAUUCUCAAACCAAAAGCUGAAAGAUUUGGGUUUAGAGUUUACGCCGGUGAAACAGGCGUUAUACGACACCGUUAAGAGCUUACAGGAAAAAGGUCACCUCCCACUGCAACCAACUCCCACCGAGGAUCAAAUCCGUAUCCAGUCAUAAUAGUAUAGCUUUUAAGUUUUAAUUGCAAUUUACAAAAAUCUCCCUAAGCAAGCAAAAUAUUCACAUGUCAUUGUUUACUUAUGUUUUAUCUGUAACACAUCCUCCGUUGUCAUGUAAAGUGAAACGCGCGAGGAGUUAUAAAGUUAAAUAUGAAUAUGGAAUUAAGUUUGUAAUCAUAAUAUAAUAGCCUGUGAUUAAUUUAUUUAUAUCGAACAUGUUAGAGGUGUAACAAAGUCAAGUUGCAUCAUCAUCUUGAUCUUGGUUAUGAUUAUGAUGAGUGUUUCUAGUAUGAGGAAGUUGCAUGCUAGCUAUGUCUUCUCUUGGUUGACCAUAUGAAGAAGCAGAAGCACUACGUUGUUCGGGAGUUUUAAGUGCAAGAAGAUGUGAUGACUCUCUGUUUUUACGCACCACUAAAUACCCAAUUCCAGCUAAAUAAAUUAAAAGACCUGAAAACCCUAAAAACCCACUGAAGAUUUUCCCCACUAGUGGUAGGUGUCCAUGAACAAGUAACGAAAUGAGAUGAUCCACUAGAAAGUAAAUGUUUAUUCC
Molecule: messenger RNA, 1824 nt
Organism: Lactuca saligna
Lineage: Eukaryota; Viridiplantae; Streptophyta; Magnoliopsida; Asterales; Asteraceae
Source: the annotation of a GenBank genome assembly